CUUGAGGAGGUGUUGGCAAACGCUCGGGGAGGUUUCACCUCCUCCUUUCAUUCCUACUUUAAAUCCAAAAAGCCUGCGCGAGGUGUGAGUCCUGCACAACAGGCGCAGCGAUGGAGGUAUUCGCUCUUCUCUCCGGAGUUUUGGUCAGCGUGGUCACUGCUGGGAUCCCUCACGAUGGAAUACACUGGACAUACACAGAGGGGGCUUUGGACCAGAUGCACUGGCCGACCAAGUACCCAGCCUGUGGAGGGAAGAAACAGUCACCCAUCGACAUCCAGCGGCGCAACGUGAGGCACAACCCCGACAUCCUUCAGCUGGAACUGAGCGGCUAUGAUGCCCAAAAUGGGAACUUUCUCAUGUCCAACAACGGACAUUCUGUUCAGAUUGACCUUCCUCCGACGAUGAAGAUCACCAAAGGUCUGCCAGGGAAAUACACUGCAGUCCAGAUGCACCUUCACUGGGGCGGAUGGGACCUGGAGGCCAGUGGAGCAGAGCACACCAUCGAUGGCAUCCGAUACAUGGCCGAGCUCCAUGUCGUCCAUUACAACUCUGACAAGUACAAGAGCUUCACAGAGGCCCGAGAUAAGCCCGAUGGCUUGGCUGUGCUGGCCUUUUUCUAUGAUGACGGUCAUUUUGAAAACACCUACUACAGUGACUUCAUCUCCAACCUGGAGAAAGUGAAGUACGCAGGUCAGAACAUGAACAUAUCCAGCAUCAACGUGCGUUCCAUGCUGCCUGAGAACCUCAACCACUUCUUCAGGUACCAGGGCUCCCUCACCACGCCUCCCUGCUAUGAGAGCAUCCUCUGGACCGUGUUCGACACCCCCAUCACUCUCUCACAUAACCAGAUCCGAAAACUAGAGAGCACACUGAUGGACAUGGACAACAAGACUCUGUGGAAUGACUAUCGCAUUGCUCAACCACUCAACGACCGCGUGGUGGAGUCUUCUUUCCUGCCACGGCUUGGAAAAGGAACUUUUUGUCGUCAGGAUGAAAUUGAAUCAAAGCUUCUGAAGAUUGAAGGUUUGAUCACGUCACUUGGAAAGAACGUGCUCUCAGGAGGCCAUAAACCCAGACCUCCAAAACAUGAGUCCCAAGCGCUGUUCCCUCUGGUGCUGAACUUUGAUGUGCAGGACUACAGCAGUUAUGCGCUGGCCCGCCUGGAUCACCAGAUGGCGCUGGACUCCUUCACCGCUUGCAUGCAUGUCCUUCCUCAGGUCGAGGGGGUGCACACAGUUCUAUCGUACUCCAGCAACGGCAACGACAAUGAGCUGAUGAUCUCCAUCAGCGAUGGCCGAGUUGGCAAAGAGGUGGGGCUCUGGAUCGGCAAUGAGUUUGUCAACCUGCCGCAUAACUUUAGAUCUCAAGGCUGGACCAACUUCUGCGUCACCUGGUCGUCCCACACGGGAGGUGCAGAACUGUGGAUCAACGGCAUGGUUGGGGAGCAACGCUACCUGAAGAGUGGCUACACUCUUGCACAUGGUGGCAUCUUCAUCUUGGGGAAAGACCAGGACGGAUACCUGGGAAUCUCAAGCAGCGACGCCUUUGCUGGGAAGAUGACUGACGUGAACGUGUGGGACUAUGUGCUCACCAUGGCAGACAUCCGGGAUCAGAUGUCCUGUGAGAACACCCCCCCGGUGGGGAACGUGUUCAGCUGGGGGACCACCAAAAUGAGUCUGUACGGAGGCGUGCAGCUGGACGGCCAGUACAGAUGUUCCUGAGAAAAGCAGCUGCACAUAGAAAUGAUGUAAGAAUUUCACAGUGUAUUUAGUGAGGUCCUGCAGCAAUAUUUAAAUACUUUGUAUCUUACAGCCACAACCACAUCUUGUUUAAAUCUGAGUGUCAUCA
Molecule: messenger RNA, 1848 nt
Organism: Synchiropus splendidus (mandarinfish)
Lineage: Eukaryota; Metazoa; Chordata; Actinopteri; Syngnathiformes; Callionymidae
Gene: ca6
Product: carbonic anhydrase VI
Exons: 10
Coding region: 111-1721 (536 amino acids)
Molecular function (GO): carbonate dehydratase activity; zinc ion binding
Source: RefSeq, a predicted model, not a curated record